AUGCGUCUACUACCCUUUCUGCCAUUUGCAGCCACUGCUGCGGGCGCUGUUGACCAAAAGCCGUUCAACAGUCUCCUAGGACACCUAGCCACUGUUCCAAGUUUUGCCGUGCCUCACAAUGCUUCAGAGUCGACGGUGUUCAAGCCUUUUGAUCAUUUGAUUGAUUUAUCCGCAUCUGAGUUCACUGCCUUGGGGCACCCGGUCUUCCCUCAUUACAAAGUACGCAUCAAGAAGUCCCGCUUUUGUGAUGGAACGGUCAACGCAUACACAGGCUACAUUGAUGUAGAGGCUCGGCAUCUGUUCUUCUACUUUUUUGAAAGCAGAAGCGACCCAGACACAGACGAUGUCAUAUUCUGGACCAACGGAGGGCCUGGUGGCUCUUCGUCUACCGGUCUCUUUAUGGAACUCGGACCUUGUCGAGUGGUGAACUCGACCACCACGACCUUCAAUCCCUAUGGAUGGAACGACAAGGCCAAUGUCUUCUUUAUUGACCAGCCCAUCGGGGUUGGCUUUUCCUACGCUGACUACGGUGAAGCCGUGAGUAAUACAUUGGACGCAGCUAAGGACAUUUCGGCCUUCGUCGCAAUUUUCUUUGAGAACUUUAGCAAAUACAAAGGAAGAGCAUUCCAUAUGGCUGGCGAAUCUUACGGGCUCCCCCGAUGCCAGAAAUGGAUGAAAGAAGCCUGUGUGGAUCAACUUGACGAUAUAAGCUGCACGGCUGCAUGGAUGUUUUGUGAAACAGAGAUCAGCAACCCUUUGGAAGCAACUGGUCUUAACCCUUACGAUAUCACCAAGCCUUGCGGUGGGCCGAUCGCGGACGUGUUCUGCUACCCCAUCAACAAAGAAAUCAAGGGCUACCUUAGCAGGCCAGACGUCAGGUCUACGCUCGGCGUCGACGAAUCAGUCCCACAGAACUUCAGCCUCGUGAGCUGGGAAGUGAAUAGCGCAUUCAUGGCCAGCAUGGACUACGUGUUCCCCAACCAGUUCUACAUCGCUGCCCUUCUCGAGCGGGGUAUCCGAGCAUUGAUCUACACCGGUGUGAACGACUUCGCAUGUAACUGGGUCGGUAACGAUCGCAUGACACGGGACAUGGAGUGGACCGGCCGGGAGGCUUUUUCCGUGCAGCCACUGAGAGACUGGCUCGUCGAUGGCAAAGUGGCUGGACAGACGAGGAGUGCAGGCCCGCUGACCUUCGCGACUAUCAACGAUGCAGGGCACAUGGUGGGUUUAUGA
Messenger RNA from Postia placenta MAD-698-R-SB12, 1233 nucleotides. RefSeq lists its product as hypothetical. The transcript is spliced from 9 exons. Gene Ontology annotation, molecular function: serine-type carboxypeptidase activity. Gene Ontology annotation, biological process: proteolysis. The record is from RefSeq and is a predicted model, not a curated record. NCBI's taxonomy places the organism in Eukaryota, Fungi, Basidiomycota, Agaricomycetes, Polyporales, Adustoporiaceae. The coding region runs from base 1 to 1233 and encodes 410 amino acids.